CUGAUGUUUUCCUUGCAUUUUAGAUGGACUUUGAGCUCUUCUUAGCAAUUACAUUUACCUGUGACAAUUUAACUGAUUUACAAGUUAAACUGGCAUAAUUUAUGGGAAUAUUUAGAUUAUUGGAUUUUUUUUUCCUUGGGGAACUUUGCGCUUUCCUGGAGAUAACUAUUCUUUUUUAUGCGUAAAAUAUUUUUGUUUGGGUCAUUUUAAGAAACAGAGACCCGUUAGCAGACACUUUGCUAUCUUGUGCAAGUGAAACGGGUUUGAUGGAAACAUGACCAAAGCCGUAACUGGGCCGGUUAUCCUGCACACCCUAUGCCUGCUCCCGUUCCUGCUACUUCACGUCUCACCGGUGUGUCUGUCUGCGCAGCACGGACAUCCAGUGCGCUACUUCGGCCAGAUAGCGGAGAACUCUCCAGCUGGGACGCCAGUGGAAGGGGUGGUAAUUUCUGUCACAGCUGCAAACUGCCCCGGUGCGAACCUCACUGCCAGCUUGAAGGGAGAUUACGCGUCAGAUUUCAGACUUGUUCACUACCGCGGGCAUCGGGUCCAUCGAGGGCAAUUAUGUUUGGUCUCCGCAAAAGCACUGGACCGGGAGUUUAUAGCUAUGUACGAACUGAUGGUGGAGCUGCCAACUCGGUGUAUGAGGAGACGAGCCAUCGUCCAGAUUGAGGUGUCCGACAAGAACGACAACAUCCCUCGGUUUACCAGCGGGAACAAGACGAUUGAAGUAGAUGAGUUAACGCCGCCCGGAACCGAGCUGGCUCGCUUUGACGCAAAGGACGGUGACGCGGAGAGCAAUGGACAUGUCACUUUUUACGCAUCACCGGACUUGUACCUGCUCCACGUGGAUCCACAAAACGGACAAGUGAGCCUAGCAGGAUCUCUCGCUGGAUUCAGACAGGUGACUUUGCGCCUUUACGUGAAGGACGGAGGAGAUGUAGCACUGAUAGGUGAGCCGGUGUUCUUGCGCAUCAACGUCCGCCGGUCCAACAGAGCGCGACGGAUGCCGCGGGCUCUGUCCGAAGAGCUGACCUACACAGUUACCGUUCCGGACCACGUCAGAGUUGGCGACCUAGUGUUCACAGUUCCUGACCAGAGGUUCGAUCAACGGUGGUUUGAAGUGAUAUCCGAAGCCGACUCACCAGUCCAGAUCGAGCGGGAUUCGGGGCGUUUGUACCUGGCGCGCAGUCUGCGAGAGCCCGCCGAGGUGGUGGUGAAGAUUCAGAACCUCCGAGGUGAUGACUGGUACCUGUGCAGGUUAACUCUGAGCAUGCCUAGUCAGGCUGACCUGCAGUGGGCGAUGUUUCCCUCACCUUACCUGGGUGCUAUUGGUCCUGAUGCAACACCAGGCUCCGUAGUGUAUCGACUGUCAGCACGACAACGAGAUGGGACACUAGGACGACCUCAGUUCUUCCUACUUGAAGGUGAUGAGGAGUGCUUCGAGGUGGACCAUCGUUCUGGGGAGAUCAGGACAACCGGUCGACCUUUGACCCCCAGUAAGGAGUACCUCCUUCGGGUUCAGGCAGUGGAUGGACAUGGUCGUAAAGGGCCACCAGCCACUGUUGCUAUCCUUGCAGGCUAUCGGCCACCGCAGUUCACCAACUCCACGUACAGCCUGAAUGUACCAGAGAACAUACCCGUUGGCCAACCAGUUGCAGUUGUCCAUGCUGUCUCCUUCCAGAAGAAGAGUCUCUCAUACAUGCUACUGGUUAAUCCAGGGAAUUUGUUUAGCAUCAACCAGGAGAGCGGAGCGCUUAGCCUCACCAGGAACGUCGACUAUGAGAGUGGUCACAACCUGCACACCCUGCAGGUCCGAGCUUCUGAACCCGACACCGGCCUUAGCAGCGUGGCAGAGGUGGUUGUACACAUAACGGAUGAGAAUGACUGCACACCAGAGUUACUCCACUCUAUCUACACCAGAGACAACAUACCUGAGAGCAUCGCACCUGGAACCUCACUGCUGCAAGUACUUGCCCGGGACUGUGACUCCGGGAUAAACUCGGAGAUCUCAUACUUCGUUCCCAGCAGUGACUUCAGCAUCACAUCUGGGGGUGUGGUCAGCCCCGCCCGUCGUUUGGACUAUGAGCGCCCUAAUCACAUCUAUGAGUUUUUGGUGGUUGCAGUGGAUGCAGGAACACCCCCUCGCACCGGGACGGCCUCAAUCCGCAUCCGAGUCGCCAACACCAAUGACGAGGCACCCAUCUUUUCACAGAGCGUUUAUAAAACCUUCCUAAGUGAGGAUGCCGGUCCUGACACUCUGGUUGCCAUCGUUCAUGCCAACGACCCGGACGGAGAUGGCGUCUCCUACGCCAUCACUGGAGGCAAUGAGGAUAGCAAUUUCCUGCUUGACAACCAGAAGGGUAUUAUUAAGCUGCGGCGGAGUCCUCCUCCACGCCUGAGGGGACCACAGUACGUCCUCAACAUCACUGCCACGGAUGACAACGCAUCUGGUGGGCCAUACCCACUCAGCAGCUCAGCGCAGGUCAUUGUGGGAAUAAAUGACAUCAACAACAACAAACCACUGUUCAAGGAGUGUCAGAACUAUAGCCUGAACGCAGCAGUCCUGGAGAAUCAGCCUCCAGGAACGUUCGUCCUGCGCGUCCAGGCUCAUGAUGCUGACAUGGGCGUCAAUGGAGAGGUCAAAUAUGGCAUAAUGAACAGAGAUGGAGUGGCAUCUGGUUUUGAUAUUGAUCCUGAUACUGGUGUGAUAACCACAGCAGUGAGUUUUGACCGGGAGCGUCAGAGGGAGUAUACUUUGUCUGUGACGGCCACCGAUCAAGCAGAAGAGCCGCUCAUUGGAAUCUGUCAGAUCACAGUGCAGAUCUCAGAUCAGAAUGACAACGACCCAAAAUUUGAAAACAGCCGCUACCAGUACUUUCUGAGAGAAGACACUCCAGUUGGAACUAGUUUCCUGCGAGCAGCAGCUCAUGAUGAUGACCAGGGGAGCAACGCAGCAAUCACCUAUUCACUGUCCAGACAGAAGCCGGCUUACCUGCACAUCAACCCCAGCACUGGGUGGAUUUAUGUCAACCAUCCGAUCUCUCAGACAUCCAGAAUCAACCAGCAGAUUGUGGCCUCAGAUGGAGGGAACCGCAGCAGCUCAGUGGAGCUUACUGUUAUCAUCACAAACGUCCACAAUCAGCCACCACAGUGGGAGCAGUCCGAAUACUGGGUCACUGUGCCGGAAAACACCGUCCGAGAUGCCAAGAUAGUGACCAUCAAGGCAACAUCUCCCCUCGGUGACCCCAGGGUGACCUACAACCUGGAGGAGGGUCAGGUACCGGAGACCAACAUGCCAGUGCGGUUCUACAUGAAACCAAACCGGGCCGACGGCUCGGCGUCCAUCCUGGUAGCCGAGAACCUCGACUAUGAGACAACGCGCUUCUUCACGCUCAGAGUGCGCGUGCAGAAUGUCGCUGCUGUGCCGCUCGCCUCCUUUACCACAGUCUAUGUUAAUGUGACGGACGUGAACGACAACGUUCCUUUCUUUCUGUCGUCCACCUAUGAGGCCACGGUUCCCGAAGGAGCGCAGAUGGGCACGUCUGUGGCUCAGGUGUCAGCCACUGAUCUGGACUCUGGUCUGCACGGGAUGAUCCACUAUGUGAUCCUGAAGGAUGAAAGUGGGGACUCUCAGUUCUUCAGCAUUGACUCCCACAGUGGGAUCAUCUUCACUCGAGCCUCUUUUGACCGUGAGCAGAAAGCUUCGUAUCUGAUAGAGGUGCAGUCACAGGACGGCUCGGAGUCGGCCCGACAAGGCCAGCAGGGCCAGCCUAACACAGACACAGCCUAUGUCAGGAUCUUCGUCACCGAUGUGAACGACAACGCCCCGGCAUUUGCCCAACCGGUGUAUGAGGUGAGCGUGGAGGAAGACAAGGAGGUCGGCUUCGUCCUCAUCACCGUCACGGCCAACGACGAGGAUGAAGGUGCUAAUGCCAAGCUGCGCUACCAGAUCACAUCAGGAAACACCAUGGGCACCUUCGACGUGGAACCUGAAGUGGGCACCAUCUUUGUGGCUCAACCUCUUGACUAUGAGAUGGAGCAGCGCUACGAGCUCCGGCUGGUGGCCUCAGACGGGAAGUGGGAGAACGAGACACUGGUGGUCGUUCAGGUGGUAAAUCGCAACGAUGAGGCACCAGUUUUUAGCCAGACCGAGUAUCACGCUGCUGUGAUGGAAGAACUCACCCAGCUUCCUGUUUUCAUCCUAGAGGUAUCAGCUACAGAUCCCGAUCAGGAAGCUGACCAGAGUGCUCUUCGCUACUCCCUCCAUGGCCAGGGCGCUGGUGGUGAGUUUACCAUUGAUGAGCGCACUGGAAGAAUCUAUGCUCAACGUCGACUGGACCGCGAGGAGCGCCCUGCCUGGAGAUUCCUUGUCCUCGCCACAGAUGAGGGAGGGGCAGGUCUCACAGGAUUUGCUGAUGUACUUUUAGAAGUCAGAGACAUCAAUGACAAUGCUCCCUUCUUCCCCUGCCCAGCACUGGAAGUAGAUGGUUGUUUUGUUGGUCAAGUGCCUGAAAAUUCACCUGCAGACACAUCCGUCAUGGAGAUGCGUGCCAUGGAUCUGGAUGACCCCAAUGAGGGCAGGAAUGCCUUGCUCACAUACAGCAUCAUCAAGAACAUUCGCAACGAGAUCAACCUCAACCUGUUCUCUAUCAAUGCCACUACGGGCACCAUCUACACAGUACUACGCUCUCUGGACAGGGAGAUGGAGGACCGGUAUCUGGUAGUGGUGGAGGCCCGUGAUGGAGGGGGUUUGGCAGGGACAGGGACAGCCACCAUUAUGGUUUCAGAUGUCAAUGACCAUCCACCCAUCUUCACUCAGAGACUCUACAAUACUCAGGUGACUGAGGACCUUGAGGUGAAUAGCGAGGUUCUUGUAGUUUCUGCCACAGAUGGAGAUGAGGGUGAGAAUGCUGUGGUAACCUUCAGCAUUGUAGGUGGUGAUGAAGACAGAAAGUUCUUUGUGGAGACAGACAAAGUGAAUCGACGUGGCGUAAUAAAACUUAAGAAGAAAGUUGACUUUGAGAAGCCUAACGAAAGGACUUUCAAUCUGACCCUGAAGGCCGAAGACGCUGAUUUCUUCAGCCUCGCCUAUUGUCUCAUUCAAGUGGAAGACUCCAACGACCAUCCUCCUGUCUUCUUUCCACAAUUCUAUGAGUCACCAGCUAUGUCUGAAGAUGUGCCAGUGGGGACAAUUGUUGCUCAAGUUACAGCUUCUGAUCUAGAUUCUGGCCAAAAUGGGCGUUUCUCUUACAGUAUAUCCAAAGAGUCAGAUCCCUACAAUCAGUUCCUGGUGGACCAGUCUGGUUGGGUUGUAGUUGCUGAUUCUUUGGACAGGGAGAAAAUUUCACAGCACAGGAUCAUGGUCUUGGCUACAGACGCAGGGAUUCCCCCCCUGACUGGCACUGCCAUUGUUGUGGUGACUGUACUUGAUGUUAACGACAACGGGCCAGAGUUUGAGGUCCUCUACAAGCCUGUUGUUUGGGAGAACACAGCUGCGCCUCAGCCAGUGAGAAUGAAUGAAACCUCCUUGCUCCUUCAUGCCACCGAUCGCGACACCUCCACCAACAGUGGGCCAUUUUCCAUACGGCUUCUGAUGCUCACCUCAGACGCCACCAACUUUAACCUGACGGACUUUCGGAACGGAAGCGCAGCCAUCACCGCGCUCCGUGCUUUUGAUCGUGAGCGGCAGAAGGAGUACCGCCUCCCAAUUCUCAUGAUUGACAGCGGCUCUCCUCCAAUGAGCUCUACUAGCACGUUGACAGUUGUGAUCGGCGACAGGAAUGAUCAUCCCCACUCACCUGGACACACCAACUUUAUUGUCUACAGUUAUGAAGGUAUUCUCCAGACGGCAGUGCUCGGACAAGUUCAAUCCCCCGACCUUGAUGACUGGAGUGAGAAAGUGUACCGUUUUGAAGGCAAACCAACCAGGUUGUUCAGUCUGAACCAGAGCUCAGGUCAGCUCAGUAUUAGGGAGGGAACUCCCCCCGGCUCAUACCACCUGCAGGUUCGUGUAUCCGACAGCACCUGGCCAGACGUCACCUCCACCGCCCAAGUAGACGUCACAGAGCUGCACCACGUUGCCUUGCAGCAUGCUGCCUCCAUCCGCCUGAGCAACCUGACAGUGGAGGAGUUUUUCAGUAGUAGUGGUGGAGGUGAGAAGAGUCGCUUUUCCCGUCUGGGUCUGACGUUGGCUGAACUCCUGCAGACUUUGCCGGAAAACGUCCAGAUCUUCUCUGUGGGUGAUGCCAGCAAACAUGGUGGGAGGGCGCUUAAUGUUUGGUUUGCUGCCCACGGCUCUCCCUACUACAAGGCUGAGAAACUGCACGGCUACGUGGCAGCAAACAAGGCCAAGCUGGAGGCCAUUCUGGGCGUGUCCAUCUCUCAGGUGGGUGUGGAUGACUGCCCAUACACAGACUGCAGCCAGUCUGGAGGUUGCAGCAAUGAGGUUUCAUUCAGCCAGGCACCGGUGGCUCUCAGCUCUGGUAACAUCUCUCUGGUGUCACUGGCGGCCUCUUUGACUGCGCAAUGUGGCUGCCGGGGCCGUGAGGCAGUCCACCUGUCCUGUUCUGCUUACCCCGUCAACCCAUGCCUCAAUGGGGGCACCUGCCAGGACGGACCAUUGGGAUACCGAUGCAAGUGUCCUCCCAUGUACGACGGCCCCGAGUGUCAGCAGACCAAACACAGCUUUGGCGGCCAGGGUUACGCCUGGUUCCCUCCCAUCAAACCUUGCUAUCAGAGCCACAUCUCCCUGGAGUUCCUGGCUGAGUCGGCCAAUGGGCUGCUCCUCUACAACGGGCCGCUUGGUAAUGUUCACUCUGGGGUGCAGGAGGACUUCAUUGCCAUUGAGUUGAGAAACGGCGUUCCAGCUCUGAGCAUAAACCACGGAUCAGGAACACUCACUUUGCAGUUUCCUCCCAAAUCCACUGUCACCGACCGACGCUGGCAUCGCCUCGACAUCAUCAGUGACGGAAAGGCUGUCCAGCUGAUCCUGGACCAGUGUGGAGGGGUGGCUGUGAAUGAGUUGGAGACAGAUGAGUCCAGCUGUAGAGCUGCAGGAGAGACACCUGGAAAUCAGAAGUAUCUGAAUGUUUUCCAGCCUCUGCAGCUGGGAGGGGUGAAGGAAAUGUCCCCUCACAGACAUUACCGCAGUUUCACUGGCUGCAUCCGCAACCUGGUGGUCGACAGUCAGGUGUAUGAUUUGGCAUCUCCCGGUGAGAGUGUGGACAGCACCCCAGGUUGUAAGCUCACAGACGGCGUGUGCGUAACGGCGGCGGGACCCUCAUGUGGGAUUCACGCAACCUGCCUCGCAGACUGGGGCUCGUUCAGCUGCGAGUGCCACGCUGGAUACACGGGGCACAAGUGUGACAGGGCCAUGCCAGAGUUCUCCUUCGAUUCGGGCAGUGUGGUACGCUUUCAGCUCAGAGGAGGCGGCAUCUCCCGACGCACAAACAUUCAGCUGCUCGUCCGAACCAGAGCCACCUCAGGGACCCUGCUGUCUGCGACGUCCCGGGAGACCAAUGAAUACAUCGUACUGGAGAUCACAGAGGGUCACAUCUCAGUACGUGCCAACCUUGGUGACGGCGCUCACGCUUUGCGGCUUCCCGGCCAGCGGGUGGAUGUCGGGCAGUGGGUCCUGGUCAGCCUCAGUCGCUAUGACAACAUGUUUACCCUGCGGUUAGAGCACGGCGGGGGCUCGAGGGAAGUGCAGGCCCGCCUGGGGAGCCGCAGGGAGAUCGUGGUUCAUCCAUCCAGCCUAAUGGUUGGUAAUGGACCAGACAAGGCUGACUUCCAGGGUUGUCUGCGGGAUGUUCGAUUUAAUGGUCACGUCCUGCCUCUGGAUGGCCAGAGCCGGGAUCUGGUGACGGUGCUGGAGAGACGUGGUGUCACCUCAGGGUGCUCUAGCAAUGCCUGCAGCAGCCAGCCCUGCCGCAGCCCGCUGCGAUGCAUCGACUUAUGGAGGAAACACCAGUGCAAGUGUCCUGGUGGUCAGGUAACCGUGACUGACGACUCAGGUCAGCAGCGUUGCGCGCCGUCGCCCUGUGGACCUUCUUCCUGCCGUAACGGUGGUGUCUGCCAGCCGCUUUCGCCCGAUAGCUACCGGUGCCAAUGUCAGGAGGGUUUCAGGGGUCAACGCUGCGAGCUGGGGCAGGUCAAAGGUCACCGGCUGCCCGCUCUGAGCCCCAGCUCCAUCUUGGCCAUCAGCAUGUGUCUGCUCGUCUUCUUCGCGGUGCUGGUGGCAGUGACAGUGUGGAACCAAAAAGGCAGCCGAAAUAAGUUCAGGAAGCGAGGAGUUUACCACAUCCCUGCUGAGCAUGAGAGCUGGGAGGACAUCCGAGAAAACAUUCUCAACUACAAUGAAGAGGGAGGAGGAGAGCAGGACCAGGCCAACUAUACCAGCGAUGCAACCUACGCUAAUUACACUGCUCAUGUAAACAGAGACGUGGAGACAAGCGACGUAGGCAGUUACACUGAUGCCCCGCCUGGCUCACGCUCCCACGUGGACUUUAGAAGCUACGUGGCGCGAAUCAUUUGGGAGGCAGACAAUGACAAUGAGGCUUUCCCGCCAGACGCCUACCACGUCUGGUGCGUGGAAGGCUCCGGGUCGUCGGCAGGAAGCCUUAGUUCACUGGGGUCCGCAGUGUCCCAUAGAAACAUCAACACAGGCGACGGUGAUCGGGACGACGGGGAAGAGGAGGAAGAUGAUGGAGGUUUUGUUUAUGACAGACUCUCGCGAUGGGGCCCAAAGUUUCAGGCACUCAGUGAGAUGUACGACCGACCACAGCUGACCCUCACAUACAGGGAUGCAAUGGCGUACAUACAGAGGAGCCACAGCCAUGACCCCCUGCCACAUCACCAUUAGAGGGUGCUACCCAAAUACAAGUACACACUCAUAGAACAUUUGCCACAGUGGAAAGGGACUCAGUGCUGUGAUCUUGUCAAAUUUGGAAAAAAAACAAAACAAGGAUGGCUGGUCAGGUAUUGUUUUGUAUGGCUGGGAAUAUGUUUAAAAUAUGUGUUUUAAUAUUAAUUUUCUGAUGUUGAAAUAUAUAUAAAUAUACUCACUGUUCUAAAGACAUACAAAUUUGAAUUUGUUUGUCCUGAACAAAUCCACCCUUUUUCUUGAUUUUCAGCUGUAAACCUUUACAGUUUGUGGUCUCUAAGCAAACUGGUCCAAACAAGUGAUAUUUUCAUAUUUUCUUUUGGCUAAUUAAAUGUCAGAUUAUGGUUCAUGUCAGAGUUUAGUGAAGCAAGAUGAGUUUGCCACAUUAAUUAAAAAUAACGAGGCAUAAAGAAGCAAUUAAGAACAGAAACACAAUGAAUGAAGCAGAAGAAGCAAAGCUGGGAGGACUGUGCAUUCUUAUUAGAGUUGUCUGACAGGGACGAGCCCUCAGCAGCAGCAGCAGUUAUUCAAGAGAGUUUUACAAGUAGAAACAGGUGAUAAAUGACAGAUAUCAUGCGUCGUCCAGGUAAACAGGGUAAAAACUCAUAGAUCAACAUGAAAUUUACCCAGAUUAUUAUUUACAUUAAGGAUAUAAUGUUUCAAUAUGCAAGUGAGGCAUUAUAUCUUAAUAUGUGCCAAUUUGCACAAUCUUACAGGAAUCUGAAUGGAUAGAUAAAGUCAGAUUCUGAAUUUGUUGGCACAUGAGUCUUUUUAGCACUCCAUAAAUCAGAAACUUUUAUCAACAGCCAGAUUUAAAAAAAAAUCACCAUGUUUUUGGGAUGACAUGUGCAAAAGCCAUCUGUAAAUCCUUCAGAAAUCCUGACACGUUGGGCCAUGCAAGUACAAGAAGGAAAGAAACAAAUCAGAGUAACUGACCAAAGAAAUAUGUUUGCAUACUUGUAUUUACUCUUACAGAUUUUAACAAACGGUUAUCAACAUAAAUCGUGUCGGUGUAAGAGCUUGAAACCUGGACUUUUUGGAAACGUUUCACCUCGUUUCCAAGAGGCUUCUUUCAGUUCAGUUCACUCAUUUUUAAGCUCUUAAGACAACAUCAAAGUUCUUUACUUAAGUAUCAUGAACAUCUAAUAAACUAAAUUUACUUCACUGAUAUUGAAGUUAUUACCAGCGCAUGAAAAAAAAUAUUUGUGUUGUAACGUAUCAUCUUUUAAAUAUUGACUGGUUUAGUUGAAAAAAGAACAGAAAGACAUUUGGCUGUGUCAGGCAGAUACGCUACAAAGCUAAGGUAACAACAAGGAGGAUGUUCAGUCUGCCCCAAUGACUGAAAACACUUGUAUGGCUUUGGAGAGUUUGAUUGGUUACUUAGAAUUAUCAGCCAUGAUUGGCUGCCAGCCCUUAAGGACGCUGGUCCAGCCACUGUCUGUAAUGCUGUGGUCACUGUGUCAUGUGGAGCAAACAGGAAAUCUGGGCAGAGAAACUUUAAAGUGAGUAAACCAAACUGAGAAAUGUCACCAAAGUCAUAAAUCGCAGCUGUAAGUGCAGACUUACAGCUGUAAUCGCAUUACUCUGAUGUUUUAACUUUGGAAAAAAAUGGAGACAAUUCAAGUAAAAGGCAAAUUGGCAGACAUUUCCUUCAUUCUCACUGACCUUCUCGAGUUUUUUGUGUAUUCAUUUAUUUCAGUGCAAGCUCCACCACGGUGUUUCUUCAAAACGCACCACUAAAACAAAAAAGAAAGAUUGUCUUAUCUCUAAAUUGAUUCUCGGUAUGUUUGUGGCACAAAUGGGAUUGAAUAUUAUCAUAUCUUACCUGAUAUGAAACAAAAAAAUCUCUCUCUGGUGGGGCAGGAACGCAGCAGCUCUGUUCCCCCCGUGUAGAUUAAUCGCCACAGAAAAGCUGAGACAGGGCGCGAGGUUCAUUAUGUGAUCUUCGUGUUUCUUCAAAACCGAGGUUACCAGUUCAUCUUUGAGCUUAACACAGGAAUACAUCACUCAGCUUUUAUUUAUUUUGCUUGUACUUCUUCCUUUUAGAAGCGGUGUACUCUGUUUAUUUAAUUAUCAGGGCAGUUUGUGGGUUGCUGUUUUUCGUUCCAUGGAAAAUGCAGACUUUCAAGGUCAAAAGUUUCUCUUUUCUGGAGGAAAAUAACAUCAAAUUAUGUCAGAAAUGUUCAGAACGAGGGGAGCUUUGUAUUUAGAGAAAUAGUCUGGUAAGAAGGACUUGAUGUAGAAAUCUAACAAAGACAGCUCCGAGUUCUUCUUUCAGGGAAUUUUAAAGUACUAUUUGAAUCUUUUUAUCUUUGGCAUGGCUUUUUUUUUUUUUUUGACCCUCCUGCACAGCUCCACACCUGUAAACAAAAACUCAAUUUCAUACAGAAGCACUACCAAGGUCAAGCUUUUCUUCUACGCUUUUAUUUUCCUAAGAAAUAUCUUUUUUGCUUCUCUACCUUCUGCGUUUCCACAGAUUAACCUGACCUCAAGAAACCCUCCAGUAACCAGCGUGCAUUUCUCUUUGCCGUUCUUGUUGCACUAGCAGGCGAGUCAGUUCUCCAUCUUCAAGACGUAGAAAGUUAACAAUUAAAAGCCUUGUGAGUUCACCAAGUGAAACACUUUGCAGCCUACAGCGUCUCCACCGUGUAAAAUGAGCUUUGCUAGUAUGUUUUCAGAUGACAUUAUUUUUGUAACCCCCGUGUAGAAACUCCCCAGAAGCUCCUUUUCACUUGCAGUUGGUCGUGCACUGUUAAUAUUUUUGCUUUUUCUAAAAAAGAAAAAAAAAACAGGGAGCACCCUGUUAGACCAGUGUUUCCGAAGGCUGAACCACUGUCAAAUAUAAACACUGAAACUGUGAAUCCAUUUGGAAAUCAACAUGGCAGCCAGAGGUACUGAAACUAAGUCACGCUCAGACAUUGCUGUGAGCUGGAAGUGAAAAUUGUGAUACAUGUGAAGAUGGCUUUUAACAAAAAGGCAAAAAUUACUUACUUUGUUUCCUUUUAUGAAAAUGCAGGAUAUUCACUAUAUGCAAGUCUUUCUCUUAUAAAGUAAUCCUACUAAAAUACAGUAAUGUGCAAGUAAGUCUUGAGUCACCUAUCUUUUCUUUAUAUUUUGCUUGGAAAUAGAUAAGCACUGUUUGAAAGUCAAUAUUCAAUAAGACCACCUUUAUUCUUCAUUCCAGUUAUUCCAUAUAUUCGUUUGACGUUGGCUGCUCUGUCAGAAUGAUCGUUCAGUAAUGUUAAAGUUCCGGCUCUAGGAAGGCCAGGCUAUGACUCCUACUACACUGGCUAAAUGGCAGCCCCAAACAAUGACACAGCCUCCACCGUGCUUUAUCGAUGGCUGUAAGAUGAAUUGUAACUAGAACUGGUUCUUUGCUAAGUUGUCUGUUAGUUGUCUCAAUGGAAACAGGUCUGAUGGUUUUAUGAACACAACACUGCUUCAUCCCUCGAGUUUGGUGCCUUUUAUGCUUCAAUCAUCCAUAUAUAUGGCCAAACAAACAAAAAAGCCUUCCCCUGAAAGUAGUCGGGUACAAGGAUUGAACUGAAAAUGAAUGGAAAAAACAGCCAGUGCCCAAAGAAAAACUCUGGAAGACCUUUGGAAAACUUUGUAGAAGUAUUUCUCAGCACCACCGUGCUUGGAAGCAAAAUAUAAAGAAGGUGACUCAAGACGUCUGUACUGAGUUGUUGUUUAAAUUUUAUUUAACAGUAUAUAACUUUAUUGAUGUCACAUGGCCACUGUUAAACUGCUUACUUGUUAGGAAAAAUUAAGAGUGGGGCUCAUAAACUUCCAGUUUAAAGUAUCUGCAGCCUCUAAAAUACUAAUAAGUAGGUGUGAAUGCAGAACAAGCUUCUACCAGUUUCUAUUAAAACUUUAUACAUGUUGGAGCAGAAAAUCGAGUGCGUGUGCAUGGAAUGCUCUGCAGCUAAUAAAUCAGCGCUGUUUUGAAUAUAACCAUUACAAAGUGACCAAACUUGAGCCAAUGAGCACUGCUCAAAGUGAGUAACACUGAUACUUUCUGUUCUUGCAAACCUGACCUAAACUCUCUCAAAUCCAGCACUGAUUCCCUGUUUUUUAUUUAGUGGCUGCUUAAUAAUCUUCUCAUAUUCCAUAUCUGUAAAAUGGGCUGUUUGAUUUGGAGCACAAACAUUUCGUUCUGUUCCUUUUGAAGCUACCUGAUGUUUUUUUGUUGCCAUCCUUUGACGGUAAAUUUCUUAGAUGAUUUCCCUGAUAAAUGAGGACCAGAACAGGAGAGGUUAGACUUCUCUUGUGUGCACAACAGGACACCAGCUUUUCCUUCUUCAACUUUUAAAGCAGCCAAAUGUUUAUUGGUUCUGGCUGCAGAUCAGUGUCGUGUCUGAUGGUUGUUGUCCAGCCUACCUCUUGGCUAAGUAUAUUGUCAUUACAGCGCCUGAUGAAUGUAGUUUUUAAAUAGAGAGAGUGAGAAAACCUGUGGAGGAAGUCUGAGCAAGUAAAGUACAAUCACAGAACUCGGCGUAACUCAAUCCUCAGCCAGCAAAAAUGGCAACAUAGAUAAACAUUUCCUGAUAUUUUAAAGGUUUUGCACUUACGUAGUCAUGGUUUUCUUCCAGAUACAGUCAGAAUAAUUUUUUUUAAUUCGAAAGCCAGUAUAUUUGCCUGCUAGGCUCGGAGAUUUGUACUGCGUAGACAGAUUCUACAGAUAAGACGUUUUCAAUUCAGUGGUUUCCCCCCCUUUCUUUUGGAAAAUGAAUUUUAAAAAAUGUUUAAAAAAGCCUUGUAAGAACUGUACUUAAAGCUAUGCAUCCAAAUAGAAUAACACAGGUGUCUUUUUAUAAACUAUUGUGAAGCUUCAGAUGUUUUGACCUGUAUGUGUGCAACAUCUGUUGAAUUUUGUUUAACACAGAUGCGUGAACAUUUUUAUUGAAUUCAUAUGCAUUUAUUAGAGUAAAGGUUUAAAGUGUCAUUUACCACAGAGCUGUGCUGAUCUGUAUAAUAAGAUGUACAAAUGAACGUUUUAUAGCAACCUAAUGUGGAAUAUUCCUUUUGUAUGUGACUUUUAAUUAAAAAGAAAAACUUUUCUU
Neolamprologus brichardi is the source of this 13947-nucleotide messenger RNA. The record is from RefSeq and is a predicted model, not a curated record. Lineage: Eukaryota; Metazoa; Chordata; Actinopteri; Cichliformes; Cichlidae.